Messenger RNA from Arabidopsis arenosa, 631 nucleotides. NCBI's taxonomy places the organism in Eukaryota, Viridiplantae, Streptophyta, Magnoliopsida, Brassicales, Brassicaceae. The record is from the annotation of a GenBank genome assembly.
AAAACAAACAUAAAGAUCCUUGAGUUCCCUCUCACACAGUCACACUAAGUCCUACAUUUGUAUCACAUUAUUAUAUACAUCAAAAUGGAAAGUGUUAGAAGUUUAGUUGCAGACAAACCAGUGGUGAUAUUCAGCAAAAGCUCUUGCUGCAUGAGUCACUCAAUUCAAACACUGAUCUCAGGGUUUGGGGCGAAGAUGACAGUCUACGAGCUAGACCAAUUCUCAAACGGUCAGGAGAUCGAGAAGGCAUUGGUACAGAUGGGGUGUAAGCCCAGUGUACCAGCUGUGUUCAUAGGGCAACAGUUAAUCGGUGGUGCUAACCAGGUAAUGACUCUUCAAGUCAAGAACCAACUGGCCGUGUUGCUAAGAAGAGCCGGAGCCAUAUGGGUGUAACAGAAGACAAGAAAUCUAAAUGCAAACUAGGAUAGAAUAAGAUGAGAAUGAUAUAUAGUUGUUUUGCUACUUCUUAAAUUUGCGGGUUUCGAGUUUCUACCAUGCACGGAUAUGUUUUCAACAAGUGCAACUCUGUAGUUUACACAAGUCUAGUGCUAAGAUCAAGAACUUGUAUUCUCAGUUACCAUCCAUACUUGUUAUAUCAAUCAAUGUACGCUAAGAAAACUUAUCAGCAAUA